AUGUCUACUGCUGGAAAAGUUAUUAAAUGUAAAGCAGCGGUAGCUUGGGAAGCUGGAAAGCCGCUAUCUAUUGAAGAAAUCGAAGUUGAUCCACCAAAAGCUGGAGAAGUACGGGUAAAAAUUCUUGCUACCGGUGUCUGUCACACAGAUGCAUAUACUUUGUCCGGAAAAGAUCCAGAAGGAGUCUUUCCAGUCAUAUUAGGGCAUGAAGGCGGUGGUAUAGUCGAAAGUGUUGGAGAGGGUGUGACGUCCGUGAAGCCCGGCGAUCAUGUGUUACCUCUGUACGUCCCACAGUGCAAAACAUGUAAAUUCUGUCAAAACCCUAAAACCAACCUAUGUCAGAAAGUGAGAAUCACGCAGGGACAAGGUGUCAUGCCUGAUGGCACGAAGAGAUUCCGAUGCAAAGGUCAAGAGCUGUUCCACUUCAUGGGAUGCUCAACGUUCAGUGAAUAUACCGUAGUUCUAGAAAUUUCGUUGUGCAAGAUAGCAGAUGCCGCGCCUCUCGAUAAGGUAUGUCUAUUGGGAUGUGGUGUGACAACCGGCUACGGAGCCGCUCUCAAUACAGCGAAGGUCGAACCGGGUUCAAACUGCGCUAUAUUCGGUCUCGGAGCUGUCGGCCUGGCCGUAGCUCUCGGUUGUAAAGCGGCGGGGGCAAAUCGCAUCAUAGGAGUCGAUAUUAACCCUGACAAAUAUGAGAUUGCCAAAAAGUUUGGUGUCAAUGAGUUCGUCAAUCCCAAAGACUACGACAAACCCAUCCAGCAAGUACUGGUUGACUUGACAGAUGGAGGUUUGGAGUACACAUUUGAGUGCAUCGGUAAUGUUAAUACUAUGCGUGCUGCUCUGGAGGCCUGUCAUAAGGGUUGGGGUGAGUCUGUUAUCAUUGGUGUGGCCGCUGCCGGGGAAGAGAUCAGCACCCGUCCAUUCCAGCUUGUGACCGGCCGUGUAUGGAGAGGAACAGCCUUUGGAGGCUACAAGAGCCGUGACAGUGUUCCAAAGUUGGUUGAUGACUACCUCAAUAAGAAACUUCCUUUGGACGACUUUGUUACUCAUAAAGUACCUCUGAGUGAGAUCAACGAGGCCUUCCAUUUAAUGCAUAUUGGAAAAUCCAUUCGUGCUGUUGUUGAGUUUUAA
Messenger RNA from Danaus chrysippus (African queen), 1131 nucleotides. The record is from the annotation of a GenBank genome assembly. NCBI's taxonomy places the organism in Eukaryota, Metazoa, Arthropoda, Insecta, Lepidoptera, Nymphalidae.